Molecule: messenger RNA, 611 nt
Organism: Blastocystis hominis
Lineage: Eukaryota; Bigyra; Opalinata; Blastocystidae
Exons: 6
Coding region: 14-577 (187 amino acids)
Biological process (GO): proteasome-mediated ubiquitin-dependent protein catabolic process; protein polyubiquitination
Cellular component (GO): nucleus
Molecular function (GO): ubiquitin conjugating enzyme activity
Source: RefSeq, a predicted model, not a curated record
GUAAUUAAGUACGAUGAGCAUUGCGAGAGUUGGCAAAGAGUUGGAAAGAAUGGCCAAGGACAAUAACCCAGACAUUGGUGUUAUCUGGAUAGGAAGUGAUAAGAGGAAUUUAAUUUGCUUUAUUAGAGGUCCUAAAGAUACUAUAUUUGAGGGAGCAUACUUUAAGUUACACUGUCAUAUUCCUGACAGAUAUCCUUUCGAGCCUCCAGUGAUGAUCUUUAUGACAAAAGUUUGGCAUCCUAAUAUAAGCAGCGUGACUGGAGCUAUUUGUUUAGAUAUUUUGAAGUCUAAGUGGACUCCAGCAUUAAAUAUAAGUAUCGCUCUUCUUUCCAUUCAAGCCCUUCUCACUGCUGCCGAGCCAACCGAUCCUCAGGAUCAUGAAGUAGCCACACAGUAUCUCCAAUCUCGCGGAGAUUAUGAAGCCAAGGCGAAGGAGUGGGUACAGAAGUAUGCGAAGGAGAGCAUCCUGACAGAUAAGGAGGAGAUGAUUGAACAUUGGGUUCGUAGGGGGAAGAAUCGAGAUAUGGUUAAUUCUUUUUUGGCUACGCAUCACUGGUACGACAAAGGCAUGCCCUAAAGGAAAAAAAAGUACUUGAUCAAUUUUCUUCUAA